Klebsormidium nitens is the source of this 2159-nucleotide messenger RNA. Lineage: Eukaryota; Viridiplantae; Streptophyta; Klebsormidiophyceae; Klebsormidiales; Klebsormidiaceae. The record is from the annotation of a GenBank genome assembly.
CUCAAAAGCGUGUCGAAAGAAGCGGCCCUAGCAGGGGAGCCGUCGUAGUUGGUCAAAGGCAGAUGCGGGCGGUGAACAUUAAGAGAGUCCUGGGCGUCUUGCGCAUACAGCUCAGCGCCUUUGAUGGGCCAUGGCGUCUCGCGGAGGCAUCACGGAUUGGCUUUCCCUGAGUCAGCGAUUGAGAAGCACCCUUCAGAAGCUCAAAAACAACAGCUCUGAUGCGCCACACAUGUCAGCAUUGGCCAUCGCACUUCUGCUCCUUGUUUUGGGCUUUCAUUCACCUCACGCGGUCCUCGGCCAAUGUGGCAUCUUCGGCGCUUGCAACGGGACCGGACAGCUUUGCUGCGGGGGUGCCUCGUGCACCUUCACUCCUGCAAAUGGCAGCGCUAGCUUUUGUUGCGGCAAAACUACUUGCAAUCCUAGCCAGAACUGCUGCACAGGGUCUGGCCACUGCUGCGACUCCUCAUGUGUUGACCGGAAAGGAGCAUCAAUUUGUCCUGACAGUAUUUAUGGAGAUCCUCACAUCUCGCUAUCUAGCUUGAUUGACCCUACGAAGCACCCCAAUGUCGAAGAUUUUUCCUUUGACUUCCAUGGAGAAGCCAAUAGGACCUACUGCAUGAUUUCUGACCUCCUGUUUGCGGUUACCGUUCGUAUGUUCGGCCUCUCAGCUGACGCCAACAUCCUUGCGCGUCCCUUAGAGGACCCAACAAAGUUCUUUGAAGGCACCUGGAUCGACGGCAUUGGAUUCAUGUAUAUCAACUGGAGUGGAGAAGAGAGGAGGGUUGAGGUCCUCCUGAACCAUGAUGCCGACAGUUUUGGAGACGCUGAGCCUUUCUCGGCCACUUUUGGUGAUGGCACCCGCGUUCCCCUCAAUCACCAUGAGCUCGAUACCCUUUGGACCAGCCCCGACGGCAUGGUCAAGAUCAGCCCCCAUCCCACACGAGAGAGUGCGCUUUCAAUCUCCGUUGGCGAAUCAUUGGACAUGGAUAUCUUCCGGGAGUUUGAAGACGAGAUCAUCACUGAGCCACCCGUGCAGUUCCUGAACUUCGAGAUCCGUCAUGCUGCAACCUCGGCCAACGUUCACGGGUUCUUGGGUCAGAUGUACGCUCCUGGAGCAGUAGAGGAGCGGCUGGCAAUGGGCACCCUGGAGGGGUUUCUCCACCGCGAGUACGUAGAAGGCGCGGACGAGGACUACGAGACGUCCAGCCUCACCUCAUCGGACUGCGCCUUCGACCGCUUCGGCAAGGUCCCGCCGACAGCUUCCGACUUCUCCGCCGUCAAUCUCGGAAGGCGUCUCCUGAUGCCAGCUGUUUCGGACCGUGUGCCAGUGAGCUGCAGGGUCUUGGACAAGGGGAAAACAUUCGUGUGCGCUUGAGCCAUUCAGCCCCGCAGCGACACCGACGCUUCAGACUUCCACAUCCGUCACGGCCAGUCUCAUUGACACAGCGGUCUGUCGGUACUGUCAAAUACAGGGAUAUGUACGGGUAGCUAUGAUCAUGGCAAAGUUGAUCUUGGUGUUAAUACAGCGGAAGUACAUGAUAGUUUCAUAGUCGUUCGUAGCCAGGUUGCUUGUAUAGUCAGAUUAUACGACUUAUCAUUUAUAUAUAACAGUGAAGUCACAAGCUCCGCUCAGUAUGCAUCGCAUGGGCGACCUAGCUAGACGAUUCCUAUCAGGGCGCGACUGCAUCAGAUUUGAACAUCAGGAAGCUACUGCAAUGGAUUCUAGCAGCUUAUGGAUCUGACUUUCUACAAUCGAUAGAAGCAUAUACUGCUUGGACACAGCUCGUUUGUACUCAAGGACUUGCUCGUUUCCCAAACGAGAAUCUGGCAUGAUACGGAUUUGCGUCAAGAAGGGAAGGGUUUGCUUUGUUUCAUCAGAAACAUGUAAGCGGUUACGUUCAAAGACAUAAGCCUGCAGGAUGUGAUGGCUGUCCAGCUCCUCACUUGAAAAGUUUUUCGCACGUACAAUCUAGUUUCAGGCUAUUCUAAGAGAAUCAAAAGAAACGCAAGCUGCCAGCCGUCCCCCAAGAUCGAUCAUUCAUCUGGGCAUAUAAACAAGACUAAGAUCGAUAUAAUCGAUGAUUUGGAUAUGGAUGAUUAUAAGCAGGAUCGAUCCUUCUAGAAUGUGCCAGACAUAUUGUACGGUUUUACGACAGUGC